Necator americanus (New World hookworm) is the source of this 1839-nucleotide messenger RNA. RefSeq lists its product as uncharacterized. Gene Ontology annotation, biological process: neural crest cell migration; semaphorin-plexin signaling pathway; positive regulation of cell migration. The transcript has 17 exons. The record is from RefSeq and is a predicted model, not a curated record. Lineage: Eukaryota; Metazoa; Nematoda; Chromadorea; Rhabditida; Ancylostomatidae. Gene Ontology annotation, molecular function: chemorepellent activity; semaphorin receptor binding. Bases 1 to 1839 code for a protein of 612 amino acids.
AUGAUCGCCUUCCUUAUUGUCGUCGCCUUACUGCUCCCAACAGCCUGCUGCACCUCAUCGGCGCACAGUGUACCGUUUUUCGAUCUCACUAAUGCUACGAGCCGAUUGCGGUUCUCAACGGACGAUUCGCUAGUGUUACUACACAGUUACGGAUUGUAUGUUUUGCUCGGAGGGAGGAACGCAGUGUUCAAUGUGAGUAUCGCUCCUUUGUCCAUUGCAUUCAAGUACGACUGGGCCACAUCCAGUAACGAUCGCUUGGAAUGCACGAAGAAAACCACAUCAUUGCACUUAUGUGAUAACUUUAUUCGCACCUUCUACCUCACUCAGACUGGUUUCGUAGUCUGUGGCACUCAUGGACUUAAUCCUACAUGCGCGAAUUUCGUUGAAGGAGAGCGGAGUCCUCGUAGGAUGUUUGCUGGAGACGGCCUCGCACCGCAUGCUCCCGACGUCAUAGCGCCGUUUUUAUUUUCUGGUCGCUACUUGUACACAGCCAAUGCACCGGACUAUUCGUCAACGGAACUUCUGUUGAUGAGAAAGGAUCCCCUCAAAGUCGGCACUUCGGAUAUGCUACGAACAGGAAGAGGAGAGUCGCAAACGGACGGUGCACAGUUCGUCAAACUCACAGAGAAUAAAAAUGAAGUCCUGGCAUUCUUCUCUGAACCUCCCUCAGAAAGUGAAGGCUGCGGACUGCGACGAGUUGCUCGAAUUGGUCGAGUUUGCCGAGAUGAUACCGGCGGAACAGGAAAGCACCAACAUGAGUGGACGUCUUUUGUGAAAAGCCGUCUGGAUUGUGCUAUCGAGGGCAAGGACCAGGACACACUCUAUUUCAACCAGUUAGCUUCGGUGACUACUGGUGCUCAUUUUCUGUAUGGCGCCUUCCGAUCCCAACUUGCUGGCCUUGGAUCGUCGGCGGUGUGCGCCUAUUCGCGAGCCACCGUGUCGCAGACUAUGGCUAGUGCUUUUCGUAACAAAAAAGCAAAUUGCCCGAGAGCAAAUGACACUUACGAGCACACUUAUAUCCGAAACAAUCCUCUAGUUCCUACUAAGUUGUCCACCUCACCUUUGUUUGUACAUUAUGGUAGUGACCGGUUUGCUGAGAUACUCAUACAGGAGAAUAUUGUCGAUUUGGCUGGUCGUCACAGUACGGUGUUCUUCAUUGCCACUGAUCAGGGCAAAAUAUUCAAAGUUAUCAAGAAUACAGCCGAAGCGGAGGCGCGUCACGUCUCUUCCGUCAAAGCGGUUGAGGCGUCCUCACCAAUCGUUUCUCUAACAGCACACCUCGAACGACGGCCAAAUCAACAAACUACAAAGAAGCUGUUGAUCCUCACUCCAACCCAGCUAAUUCUACUCCCAUCGUCGAUGUGUAAGCGACAGCACACCUGCACGGAAUGCCUGUCCAUGGGUGAUCCUGAGUGCGCUUGGGUCCUGCACGGAGCUGAAUGUGUAGCAGUGAGUGAGAACAUCUUUCGACGCGAGUAUUUAACUCAAGAGAUUGGAAAGUGCAACCGUCAAGUUGACGAAAUAACCACAACCACAGAAGACCCGCCUCAACAACGAAAAAUGCAAUGCCUGUGCGAAUCGCCUACGCAGCUGCCAUGCACAACAGAAGUAUUUCAAAGAGAGGUGGUCACAAGUUCAGCUGAAUUUCUCAGCCCUUGGACACUUUUCUUGUUCUGCACAGGCCUCGCUACUGGCGCUAUGCUUAACCUGCUGCUGACAAGAUCAAGGGCACCGACGAAGAAGGCAUCGAUGUCUCCGCCUCGAAUUGAGGCCUACGCCAGUAUGCCGAAUUCCCACCUAUCAAACAGCAUGCAUUCCAGUAUCCAGACUUACUGCUGA